Molecule: messenger RNA, 1935 nt
Organism: Ectocarpus siliculosus
Lineage: Eukaryota; Phaeophyceae; Ectocarpales; Ectocarpaceae
Source: the annotation of a GenBank genome assembly
AUGUGGGGUUGGCGUUAUCAGCAACCUUCGUUCAUUGCGAUCGGCCGUGACCACCAGGUGCGGGCUCUUGGGGCCCUCCUGAUUCAUCUCCAGUCCACUGUCUUCGCACUGGAGGCUUCGGGAUCCGUUGGGGUGACCGCUGUCAGGCAACUCGACUCCUCCGGCUACAUGCGGAUAGACAGCAUGGCGUUGCGACGGUUGUUUCGCUGCAGUUGGGGGAUCCGUCCUCUCAUCCCGCACGGUUUCGAAGGAGCCUGGGAAUCACGGCGGAAGAGUUCCAUCCUAAUGUUCUCAGUGGCAAGGACCAAGUCGGCCUCAGGGAGGAGGUGCCUGAAGGAGUGGAUGCUGAAACCCCUACACGACAUUGCCGCCAUCAGCGUUCGACAGGACGGUGUCGAGGUUCUCAUGCAAGCAGAGAAUGCUGAGAUCUGCCGACGACUGCGGUCCCAGCUGAGCAAAUCGUACGGCAUGACUCGGAUAAUCAUGCGAAUCAAGAAGGUGGCCUGGACGUUCGCGGACUGGUGCAAGCUGAUCACGUCCAUAGAGUCUGCCCUCGACGUCCGGGACGGGCUCGCGCUGAUGAGGACUAGCGCUGGCGCGGCGGUCACGGUGGGCGGGAGGUUCGGGAACGAGUCGUUCCUGGCACGCCUCCUAGAUGACAUCGACCCGGUCGUGCUGCGGAAGUGCUUGGAGGGCCUUUGUACGGUCAUCGACCCGGUCGCGAGUGCGCAGGACAAGGAUGUCGUGAUUCGUCCGGGGUUCGACGAAGAGCUGGACAACAUGAGAGAACGCCUGGAAGAUCUACCGGACAUCCUCCAACAAAUUGGCCAGAUCGUCCUGAACGAGAACUCCGUGCUGGAAGAGCUGAGCGUGGAGUACGUCCCCCAAAUCGGAUUCUUCACCACCCUACACGAGCGCUUCGGCGAUCUUGCACCGGACGACUUCACCUUCGCAUUCGCCCAGGGCGAGACUGUGUACUACAAGAGCCCAACUAUGCGUGAUGUGGACGAUCGCAUCGGAGAUAUUCAGGCGCUCAUCACCGACAAACAGGCGAAGAUCAUGCGAGAGCUCGAAGACGCAUUGAUAGCGGAGGAGGGCGCCUUGCACGCGGCGGCAUCUGUCUUGGCGGAGCUUGACGCGGCUUUGGCCCUAGCCUCCGUAGCAGGAGACUUCGGCUUCGUCCGACCGGAGGUGGUGGAGGAUAACGUGAUCAUGAUCAAAAACGGGCGGCACCCUCUUCAGGAAAUGGCCGUGGACCUAUUCAUCCCGAACGAUACCUUCAUCGCGGACGGCAGCCGGGUGGCACUCAUCACUGGGGCGAACUGCUCGGGAAAGAGCGUAUACCUCAAACAGGUCGGAGUGGCGGUAUAUCUGGCGCACGUUGGAUCCUUUGUCCCAGCGGAAAAGGCGGUCAUCGGCUUGACCGACCGCAUUUUUACCCGAAUAGCCACAGUGGAGACGUCCUCCCUGCCACAGAGCUCGUUCACCAUCGACGUAAAUCAGGUCGCCCAGAUGGCGCGUACCAGCACCCCGAGAUCUCUACUACUCAUCGAUGAGUUCGGCAAGGGCACCGCCCCCGCUGACGGCAUCGGUCUGGUGGCGGCCCUGCUGCGCCAUCUCUCCCGCAAGGGUCGCAAGUGCCUCUUCACUCUGCACUUUCAUGAAAUUUUCAGCCACGAUCUGGUGAAGGUCAGCGGCCCGGACGAACUUCACACGGAUCUCAAAGACGUCAGCGUGUUCCGGAUGGACGUGCACGUACCUUCUCCGCCGAAAGCGCCAGAGUCUCAGGGCGAUGGGCUGGGGGAAGGAGAGGGCACGACAGGCGAGGAGUGGGCUUUCGUCCCGCCUACCCCCCUGUUCAAGCUCAAGCCCGGAAUGACUUCGAACUCUCAUGGCAUUGCCUGCGCGCAAGUCGCCGGUAAGGUUGGGCAAUGA